Chaetomium fimeti is the source of this 925-nucleotide messenger RNA. RefSeq lists its product as uncharacterized. The transcript has 2 exons. The record is from RefSeq and is a predicted model, not a curated record. The coding region runs from base 130 to 654 and encodes 174 amino acids. NCBI's taxonomy places the organism in Eukaryota, Fungi, Ascomycota, Sordariomycetes, Sordariales, Chaetomiaceae.
GCCCCCCUUCUGUGCUUCUCCGUGAGCUGCUCCCAUGCUUGUGCCCUUCCGAUCUCACGGCCCGCUCCCAGAUUCGUCCAUCCCUCCAUUCGUACACCCGGAUACCACAUCCCGCAAAAUCAAAUCAAAAUGAAGGCCAUUGCGUACGCUGCCGUCCUCUUGGGACUCGUUUCCACCGCCCUGGGUCAGGCCGAGACCACCGGCCUCGCCCCGUCCCCUACCGAGUCGUACGGCUGCGAGCCGCAUGGUGAUCACUGGCACUGCGAGGGUGCUCGUACCGUUGCUGAGACGGAUGCUCCCACUGACGUCGGCACCACUACCGCCGCUGCCGCUACCACCUCUGCCGCUCAUGACCACGACGAGGACGAGGACGACCACGAUCACGACGAGGACGACGACGACAGCACCCACACUGACGCCGCCGGCACGGGGGCUCUGGCACCGAGCCCGACCGAGUCCUAUGGCUGCGAACCCCACGGUGACCACUGGCACUGCGAGGGCGCCAUCACUGCUUCUCCCACCGGGGCCCCCGCGGGCACUGGAGCCCAGGACGCCGCCACCACCACUUCUACCAGCACCGCAGCUGCUCCCCACUUCGAGGUUGCCGGUUUGGGUUUCGCCGGCGUCGCCGCCGUUGUCGCCAUGGCUCUCUGAAUGAGGGGCACUCCUAUGCCUAAUGCAUCUUCAUCCUAGUUUCACUCAUCAACAACCGAGACUUGGUUCAUGUUAGCCAUCUCGGUCGAGGAAGGUAUGGGGAAGGAGAGACUAGGGAAUUACGAUUAAUUCUUUUCACUGUACAAACUUCUGUAAUACAGAAUAAUCUACCACAUAUGGCCAUCUUAUCUUGAUUCUGUCAGUUUCCCGCUCUGCAUUGUCACAUUCUCACUCAUUCACCCUCGAAGUCUCAAUCAUCACGGCCACACAU